Molecule: messenger RNA, 3732 nt
Organism: Cuculus canorus (common cuckoo)
Lineage: Eukaryota; Metazoa; Chordata; Aves; Cuculiformes; Cuculidae
Gene: RINT1
Product: RAD50 interactor 1
Exons: 14
Coding region: 649-2952 (767 amino acids)
Biological process (GO): endoplasmic reticulum to Golgi vesicle-mediated transport; regulation of ER to Golgi vesicle-mediated transport; retrograde vesicle-mediated transport, Golgi to endoplasmic reticulum
Cellular component (GO): Dsl1/NZR complex
Source: RefSeq, a predicted model, not a curated record
GUCGAGGCGGGGGGGUGGGGGUCCGCGAAGCCCUUAUCGCGCCCUGAGGUGCGUGCAGAGCUGCGUGGCGGAGCAGUGAGCGGCCGGGGGACGCGACCUAGCGACCUGUCCCACGGUCCUUCCGCGGGGAAGCAGCACCGCUCGAGGAGCUCUGCCCCGGCUCGGUUUGUUGUCACCGCCGCAAACAGUGCAGGGCUUUUGACCGCACUGUCCUCCUUAUUCGCUGUUCCUUCAGCCUCGCCCUCGGUCUCCCGCUUCGCUCUCGCUCCUGGCUCAUCGCUUGCACCGUUUUCUCCCCGUUGUCUGUUUAACGGGGUUUUUCACUGAAUCGCAGCAGCAGCUGAUGUACAGCGAGUGCUUACGCUUCAUUUUUAAAGUGGUAUUAGAAAGGUGAGAAUUGAACUGGCCAAGCGAUCGUCCUUGCUGCCUUUUCUUUGUUUCACUGCACACGAGUAUCGUCUUAGUUUCAAGUCUGGGUUUCCCUGGCUGCUGCCAAAUGUGUGGAUCAAGCAAGUGCCCUUCUGCUCUGUUUCCGUGAUGCUCUUACUUUACAAACCAUUGCAAGGCAUCAGUGGAUCCUUUGCUAGUGAUACCUCAGUCAUCGGUUAUCUCUGAGCAUCCUAAACUGUCUGGAAAGAAAAGGAAAUCAUGGCAACCGUUGCUGUUAGAAAGAAAGAAGUUACUAGAGAUUUAGAUCAUUGUGAUAUCCCGUUCUACGUUUCUGAAUUUGUGGAAAGAGAAGUUGGAAAUGACUACGAGUCUCUGAAGAAACUAGAAAACCUCAUUGAGAAGCUUUCUGAAAAUAAAAAGCAGUUAGAAGAACAGGUACUGACAGUUUCAUCAGAAGUCCCUAAAAGGAUUCAGAAUGCUUUAAAGAACGCAGAAGAUUCUAGAAAGUCUCUGAAUCAGCUCCUUGAGGAAGAAACUCUUCUAUCCAAUUCAAUCAAUAGCCACUUACUGAACGCUCAGCCGUUGAUGGAGGAUCUUGGUGUCCUGAUUAGUCAAGUAGAAGAGAUUGAACAGCACCUGUCAUAUCUUAAAUGGAUAUCACGAAUAGAAGAAUUAAGUGAUAGCAUUCAGCAAUAUCUGAUGACCAACAAUGUUCCAGAGGCAGCCAGUACUCUAGCAUUCAUGGCAGAACUAGAUCUUAAACUUCAGAAGUCAUCUUGUUCUCAUCUUCUUGCUUUUGUGAGAUCCACUGUUAAAUUCUGGCAUAAAAUUCUUAAGGACAAACUGUCAAGUGACUUUGAAGAGGUGCUAAACCAGCUCCGCUGGCCAUUUGUGGGACCACCACAGUCUCAGGCCUUUGGCCUUGCUGCACCAGCCAAUGCUCCUGAUGUGUACAACAACUUGGAGAUGUUGUUUUGUCAGCUUCUGAAAUUGCAGACCUCAGAUGAACUGUUAACCAAACCUAAACAAUUGCCGGAAAAGUACUCUUUGCCCCUGUCACCACCCAUUAUCCUUCCAAUGCAGAUCAUGCUGAAUCCCCUUCAGAAAAGGUUCAAGUAUCAUUUCACUGGAAAUAAACAAACCAAUGUUUUAAACAAGCCUGAGUGGUAUUUAACACAAGUACUUAUGUGGAUUGGAAAUCAUGCAAAGUUCCUUGAUGAGAAAAUCCAGCCAAUACUGGACAAGGCAGGAUCUUCAGUGAAUGCUGGGCUUGAAUUCUCUCGUGCUCUAGUGAUGCUGAUUUUGGAGAAGCUGGCUGCUGACAUUCCGUGCAUAUUGUAUGACGAUACACUCUUUUGUCACCUUGUGGAUGAGGUGCUUCUGUUUGAAAGAGAGUUAUACAGCGUUCAUGGCUAUCUCAGCAGCUUUCCCAGUUGCAUGCAUAUUCUGUCAGAAGAAUGCUGCUUCCAAAGGUGGCUAACAGUGGAAAAAAAAUUUGCUCUUCAGAAAAUGGACUCCAUGCUUUCAUCAGAGGCUGCGUGGAUAUCGCAAUACAAAGAUAUCACCGAUGUAGAUGAAAUGAAGGUCCCAGACUGUGCUGAAACUUUUAUGACCCUGUUGUUAGUUAUAACAGACAGGUAUAAGAAUCUUCCAACAGCUUCCAGAAAACUGCAGUUCCUCGGCCUACAGAAGGAGUUAGUUGAUGAUUUCAGGAUACGAUUAACUCAAGUAAUGAAGGAAGAGACUAGAGCUUCCUUAGGAUUCCGAUACUGUGCAAUCCUUAAUGCUGUUAACUAUAUAGCAACAGUGUUGGCAGACUGGGCUGACAAUGUAUUCUUCUUGCAGCUACAGCAGGCUGAACUGGAGGUUCGUGCAGAAAGUAACACGGUCAGUAAACUAGAGCUAGGGCAGCUGGCAUCAAUGGAGGCUUCUGUCUUUGAUGACAUGAUUAAUCUUCUGGAACGCCUGAAACAUGACAUGCUGACUCGUCAAGUGGAUCAUGUCUUCAGAGAGGUCAAAGAUGCUGCAAAGCUGUACAGAAAAGAGAGGUGGUUAUCAUUACCAUCUCAAGCAGAACAAGCAGUCAUGUCUUUAUCAAGCUCAGCUUGCCCAAUGUUGUUGACCUUACGAGACCGCUUGCUACAACUGGAACAGCAGCUCUGUCACUCACUGUUCAAAAUUUUCUGGCAAAUGCUUGCAGAGAAAGUGGAUACGUACAUAUAUCAGGAAAUAAUAAUGGCAAACCAUUUCAAUGAAGGAGGAGCAGCGCAACUCCAGUUUGACAUGAGUAGAAACCUGUUCCCUUUAUUUUCACACUACUGCAAGAGACCAGAAAACUACUUCAAGCACAUAAAAGAAGCCUGCAUUAUCCUGAACCUGAAUGUUGGCUCUGCCUUGCUUCUGAAGGAUGUACUACAGUCGGCUUCAGAAGAUGAAACAUUAAUACCAAACCAGCCAUCUGCAACGGCGGCACUCAAUGAACUUGGAGUUUAUAAAUUAGCUCAAAAAGAUGUUGAGAUUCUUCUCAAUUUGAGAGCUAGUUGGCCAAAUACAGGGAAGUAAAGACUUCUUCAGAAAUGGUUAAUAAUUUGAGCUAGAUUAUUUAUUUCAAACAAAAGCAAAGCAAAUAUGUUGUAAUAUACUUGGAAUACUUUUUUCAGCACUGUAUACUGAAUGACUGGUUUAAUCCAAUCUUAUGCCUUGUUGUAUACAGUUUUAAAUGAAAAUUCAAAAUGCGACCGACCUGGUUUGGAACUGUGCAGAUCGUAUUUUCCACAGCCAUCUUGCCAUGGCAUUUAGAAGCUAAAACUGUCAUCUCUCAUGAAUGUCUGCCUUGUCAUGGAUGUGUGCUGUAACAUUGUUCCAAGGAACACAGAGUAUGUGUGGAUGACUCUUCCCUAUGAACUGGUCUGCCUUCUCUGAACACAGAUAUUUUACAUCUCUAAAUCCCAUUUAAUCUAUGUUCUGUAUUAAAGUGUGUAUAGACGGAACACGGAAGAAAUGAAGGAAUAUGCCACUUUGUUUUCUUUAUUCAUAUUAAUUCCAUUUUUUCUUUGCUGUAUCAGUCUUGUAUUUUUUUUAAAAAGUUUUUCCUAAAAAAUUGCUAAAUACUGUGUUCUGAGUUUGAAAAUAGCAUUUUACGUGGAAGUGCCACCUUUCUUCAACUGUGGACAUUUGUCAUAGCUUGCUGAAGUUGGUCCUUCCUUUAAAAAUAAGCCCCAACACAAAACAAGCCCAACUGACAACUUAAAAAACAGAUCAAUUCUUCCAAGUUAAUCUUAAUGGCACUCCCUGACUGUAAGCCACAGGCAGAAUGAAGAAACUCCAAAUCACUGUUUUAUC